UUUUUAGUCGUUUGCGUUGAGUCAGCGGAAGCGAACGUCGUCGUCGGAGUAACAGUAACAGCAGCAACAUCGCAAUAACAACGCAGCAACAUCGCAGUAACAUCGCAGCAACAUCGCAGCAGCAGCAGCAGCAACAUUCGUCGUGUGUGCUGCCAGUUUUCGGUUGAAUACUGCGAAUGCAAAGAGACAGGUUGCCUGGCGGUUUAGGUUUUAAGUGGCAGUCCAUUUCGCAACUGUUAAAAAGUGUGUGUGCAUAAUUUAAGCCAUUGCGAAACAAGUGCUCACUCGAGGAAACGAAUAUCAAAGAAACCAGCGACAUUUGUGCACCGAAAAACACGUAAAUUAAUUGAUUUAUGCCUGUGACCUUUGCGCACACAGCACACCUGUUGCACUCGCAGGAAAAUAGAAGUUGGAUACGUUAUUUAUAUAAGAUGCAUUGAAUGUUUGGAGCAAGAAACACUCAGCUGAACUUAAACUAAGUACCAAUGAUCAUGCAGGAUAUACGCCUACGCCUGGAACCACAGCACAGUACAGCCACGUUCAUAUCCACCACCUCCUCCUCCUCCUCGGGCUCAUCGUCCUCAUCCCAAACAGCGGAGACCACGCUGAUUGAGGCAGCUGAGGAGCAGUCGCCAGCCAGUGAAGCAGCUGCUGCAGCAGUGACAACGACAUCGCCGCAGCAUUAUUUCCAUCAUCAUCAUCCGCCGGCGCAUCCGCAUCCGCAGAGCCAGCCCCAAGCCCAGCUACGCCAGCAGCCGCAUACGCAUCCGCAUAGCCACUCGCAUCCGCAUCCGCAGCUCCAGCGUCGCCCGGUGGAGCAGCUGCAUCUGCUGCACAGCCACCACGAUGUCCAGGAGCUGUCCGGACAGGAGCAUCCACAUCCGCACUCGCACUCGCAUUCGCAUCCGCAAGCCGGCUCGCAUCCGCAUCCGCACCAUCUGCGCUCGCCCAGCUCCGAGGAGGAUAAUUCGCCCACUGAAAUGAAUAAUUGCCGUCGUUUGGUGGAUAAGCCGCCGCUGGUGAAACGCCUGACCAUGGGCAUUGGUCUGCUGCGGGGCACCGAGGACAGCCGCCCCCUGAUGCACAGCACCUGCGGCUCCUCCCUGACCUCCGGAUCCGGCUGUGGCUCCACCCAGACCAUCUCCGAUGGCUAUGUGAACGAGGCCAUCUGCGAGCCGGACAAGUACGUGGCCAGCAAGUUCGGCGACUCCUGCCGCCAGUCACUGUCCGCUCUGGAGAGUGCCACCCAGCGGCUGCAGGUGGAGCUGCCCGCCAGCAGCAAGAAGUAUCUGCGGGAGACGUGCAGCGCGAACUCCAGUCCGAAAUUGUUUCCCGGCCAUGGUGCCCUGCGUCUGGAUAAUCUCAGCCUAUCGGAGCAGCAGGAGCUUAAGGGAGCCGCCUGGUUUCAGGCGGGCAUUCCCCGGGAAAUAUCACUGGAGGUGCUAUCCCGACAGAGUCCAGGUGCGUUUCUAGUGCGCCAGAGCAGCACAAAGCCGGGCUGCUUCGCCCUCUCGCUGAGAGUGCCACCUCCCUCACCACGAGUGGCCCACUACCUGAUCCUGCGGACGCAAAGGGGCUACAAGAUUAAGGGUUUCACCAAGGAGUUCAGCUCGCUGAAGGCGCUCAUCACGCACCACUCGGUGAUGCCGGAACUGCUGCCCGUGCCGCUGACCCUGCCACGCCCCCCUAGCACACGAUCGCAGCGGUCGCAGGGCGCCUAUGGCGGCGGAACCGGAAACGGGGGCGCGGACUUUGAGAUGUACGGCUCGCUGAACGACUUUCGCAAAAUGAUGUCCGAUUUGAAUGUGUGACCGCUGGGCGCGCUUAAUUAAUUAAGUAAUUAUGUCACGUUGAUUGAAUUAAGCUGCCCGGCUUGUCACAUUGUCCAGUGUCCUGUGUCCAGUGUCCUGUGUCGCGACAGGAUAACAAUCUGUUUAAUUUGCGUAAUUGGCUGUGCUAACGACGGUUGACGUGGCUACCAAUAAAUAGGGUCCAUGUCCAUGUGUACUCUGCAAUGGUCGGCGAAGGCCCACCUGUCCGGCAGGUGCUGCAAAAAGUGCACAAAACUUUUUAUGAAAAUUGAUAAUAAUAUCAGCUACGUGGGCGGCGGCAAUGGCUGUGGUUUCGCUGGGGCGUGUGCAUACACAAAUAUAGGGAAUACGCUCAAAUCAUUUUUGCGAAACUGAUUAAAAAAUGGCAAAAACAUGCAAUAUGUAUACGCAAACAGACAUCGAGUGAUUAUUAUUUUUCGCGUUUUUAUCAAUUCGGUUUCGUUUUGUAUGGCCUGUGCUGAGUGGCAGAUGCAUCAGACAGACGCAUCUGAAUGGGGGCAGUCGGAUUAAAUGUUAAUGUUUGGGCUGGGAAAUCGAGGGUCGGCUGCCAGGAUUUGGAGUGCUGUUGCGGAAUGGGUAAAGUGGAUGCAUUUCGUAUUUGAUGCACUCACAUUGCGGUGUACUAGGUAGAUAGACUUAUACAGGAACUAAAUAAAUAACCAAUUAUAUUGUAACUCUAUGUAUUUUGUAAUAAAGUUAAUGGAAAACCUA
Drosophila yakuba is the source of this 2543-nucleotide messenger RNA. RefSeq lists its product as uncharacterized. The record is from RefSeq and is a predicted model, not a curated record. The transcript has 6 exons. NCBI's taxonomy places the organism in Eukaryota, Metazoa, Arthropoda, Insecta, Diptera, Drosophilidae. The coding region runs from base 486 to 1811 and encodes 441 amino acids.